GUCUGCUCAGUUGACAAACACAUCCCCCCAGGUGUGUUUUGGCUGAACUCGAGAUGAGAGUGAAAGUAAAACUAAACAUGUGUGACUCGUGUGACUAAUUCCUGAACUAUGUACUAAGAGAGACCGGGCGUAGCUUCGUCUGUAAAAUGGCAGCUAAAGCUUUGUUUCUGGAAGAGGAGCUCUGCUGUUCUGUGUGCUGUGAUAUCUUCAAGGAUCCUGUAGUCCUGGGGUGCAGCCACAGUUUCUGUAACAUCUGUCUGCAGCGGUGCUGGGAGGAGAAGUCGUCUCGGGAGUGUCCCAUCUGCAGGAGGAAGUCUCUAUCCAAGCCCACGGUCAGCCUGGUUCUGAAAAACAUUGUGGAGUCCUACUUAAAACAGAAGGCUGAAGUUCGUUGCUGCAUUCAUGGAGAGAGGCUUCUGCUCUUCUGUGAGGACGAUGAGGAGCCUCUCUGCGUUGUGUGUCAGACUUCCAAAACACACAGAAACCACAAGCUCUGUCCUGUGGAAGAGGCUGCUCUGGAUGUGAAGAAGGAACUCAAGGCUGCCCUGAAUCCUCUCAAAGAAAAGCUGGAGAGAUUUGCCAGAGUUAAAAAAGAGUAUGAGAAAACAGCAGAACACAUCAAGAGUCAGGCCCAGCACACAGAGAGGCAGGUAAAGGCAGAGUUUGAGAAGCUGCACCGGUUCCUGCGAGAUGAAGAGGAGGCCAGACUAGCUGCACUGAGGGAGGAGGUGGAGCAGAAAAAUCAGACAAUGAGAGAGAAGAUUGAUAAGAUCACGAGAGACUUCUCCACCCUCUCAGACAAAGUCACAGCCAUAGAGAAGGCUAUUGCAAGUGAAGAUGUCUCCCUCUUAAAGACCUGCAAGAAUGUCAAGCGAAGAGCCCAGUGCACACUGCAGGAUCCAGUGCCACUUUCAAUUACACUAAUUGAUGUGGCCAAACACCUGGGCAAUCUGAGGUUCAGAGUCUGGGAGAAGAUGGUGGAGAUGGUGCAGUACAGCCCUGUGAUUCUGGACCCCAACACUACAGCCCCUUGGCUCUCUCUGUCCGAUGAUCUUACCAGUGUGAGAAAUACCGGAGUCAUUCAGCAGGUUCCUGACAACCCAGAGAGGUUUAAUCCCUGCGUGGAUGUGCUGGGCUCUGAGGGAUAUACCUCGGGGAAACACAGCUGGGAGGUGGCUGUGGGGAACAAGCCUGAGUGGACGAUUGGAGUGGUGAGGGAGUCCGUGAACCGGAAGGGAGAGAUUACAUGUGACUCACUGAGAGGAUUCUGGGUUCUUACUCUGCGGAACGGUGACGUAUAUGGAGCAGAGGGAGUGACACCACUCAUGAUGAAGAGGAAACCGCUGCGGAUCAGAGUGGAGCUGGACUAUGACGGCGGACAAGUGUCCUUCAUCGACCCCACCGACAUGUCAAACAUCUAUACUUACAAUGUCAAGUUCAAUGAGAGAAUCCUCCCAUAUUUCUCUCCGUCUAUAAACAUUAAUGGCAGUAACCCUGGAGCCCUGUGCAUCUGCCCAGUUAGGCCAUCUAUAACUGUGUCUUGCUAAACGAAGAUGCCUAGUUUUGUUGUGGUGGUGUCAGCAGCAGUAAUGCCAUCUUAGCCAAGGUUUUAUGUGAUCCCAAUAAAGGUGUGUACAGCAGGUAUGGGAAUUCUGACACAAAUAUCAGACAGUUAACAAAAAUGACAUUCAAUUAGAUCCCAUCAAUAAACAAAUAAAGCAGAUCAUGCUACAUGUGUUCUAAUCGGCCGGAGAGGGAAAAGACUGACCCCUCUGUAUCUGUGAGCAAUUAUCAGACCACUCUUACUGUCCUGAGCCCUCCGCUUGGCAACCUUGGGAUACCUGGCCGUCCCUCUCCUGCCGAGUCACUCACCCUCGUCACGUCACCCAUGUGCUCUGAUCCCCAUGUGGUAGAGCGAGACUCCCACAGUGGUUGGGACAGUAGUCUGAGUCUUGCUUUUCUGUGCAGUUAUAGUGUCGGAAGGACCGGAAGUUAUUUACAUUUUUGCACUUAGGUUGCUGGUAUUUUCUAGAUUGUUGAGGUACUUGUCUCUUAAUUGUACAGCUGUGGUUAUGACAAUGCUGCGUUGUUCAUUGCCACUUUUGUUAAGAUGUGUUACUGACGUUUUCUUGAAUCUGUUUUGUUCUUGAUCAUGUGGCCUUGAUAUACCAAUAAGAGCAGCUGCCACUUGAGUAAAUAUAAAU
Messenger RNA from Megalops cyprinoides (Indo-Pacific tarpon), 2204 nucleotides. Its product is annotated as tripartite motif-containing protein 35-like. The transcript is spliced from 6 exons. Gene Ontology annotation, molecular function: protein binding; zinc ion binding. The coding region runs from base 147 to 1547 and encodes 466 amino acids. The record is from RefSeq and is a predicted model, not a curated record. Lineage: Eukaryota; Metazoa; Chordata; Actinopteri; Elopiformes; Megalopidae.